Messenger RNA from Eucalyptus grandis, 1674 nucleotides. Its product is annotated as G-type lectin S-receptor-like serine/threonine-protein kinase SD2-5. Gene Ontology annotation, molecular function: protein kinase activity; ATP binding. NCBI's taxonomy places the organism in Eukaryota, Viridiplantae, Streptophyta, Magnoliopsida, Myrtales, Myrtaceae. The transcript has a single exon. Gene Ontology annotation, biological process: protein phosphorylation. The record is from RefSeq and is a predicted model, not a curated record. Bases 1 to 1674 code for a protein of 557 amino acids.
AUGAAGCUGGGUUCGGAUGGGCAUUUGAGAGUGUAUGCGCUUAGCCACCCCGAGGGGUGGUAUGAAGUGGCCGAUAUUUUCAAAGGGUAUGUCAAGGAUUGUGCCUAUCCGGCAGUGUGCGGACGAUAUGGAAUUUGCUCCGAUGGGCAAUGUAGCUGUCCGGCUUCGAAUGGGGGGACGAGCUAUUUCCGGCCAGUAGAUAAUAGGCAGGCUAAUCUUGGGUGUUUCGAGAGUGUUACAUUGUCUUGUCAGACUUCACAACAAAGUUUUCUACAGCUCGAAAAUGUUACAUAUUUUAGUCUCACUCCAAAUCUUGGGGACAUAAAUGCUUCGAGUUGUAAAGAGGCCUAUGCAAAGAACUGUUCAUGUAAAGCAGCUAUAUUCCGGUAUCAUUCUAAUCGCACUUAUGGCAAUUGUUACUUACCAACUCAAGUGUUUUCACUUAUGAAAGUUGACAAGAAAAUGUUUUCCUAUAAUUCUAUUGCUUACCUUAAAGUGCAAAAUGUGGCAAAUGAAGCUCCUUAUACUCGAAUUGACAAUCGUAUGAGCAACCGUCUUCCUAUAAUACUUGGGUCUAGCCUCGGAGCUCUCUUUGCCAUGUUGAUUUUCAUCAUAGCCAUAGUUUUGUUUGUCCGAAAGAGAGCAAAGGAGGAUUACCUUGAUCAAGUACCUGGAAUGCCCACUAGAUUCACAUACAAUGAUUUAAACAUCAUCACAAAUGGAUUCAGCAAAAAACUUGGCGAAGGAGGUUUUGGUUAUGUUUUUGAAGGUACUUUAAGUGAUAGCACAAAAGUUGCAGUAAAACGCCUUAAUGGUUUUGGGCAGGUUAAGAAAUCCUUUCUAGCCGAAAUUGAGACUAUUGGCUGUAUACAUCACGUGAACCUGGUAAGACUCGUGGGAUUUUGCACUGAGAAAUUCCACAGGCUUCUUAUCUAUCAGUACAUGUUGAAUGGGUCUCUAGAUAGAUGGAUCUUUCACAAAUCCAAUGAGUGUGUUCUCCGCUGGCAACAAAGGAAGAAGAUCAUUCUUGAUAUAGCAAAAGGGCUUAAUUAUCUUCAUGAAGAUUGCAGACAAAAGAUAUUUCACUUAGACAUUAAAUCCCCAAAUAUCCUCUUGGAUGGCAAUUUCAACGCUAAGGUUGCUGAUUUUGGAUUAUCCAAGUUGAUAGACAAGGACCAAAGCCAUGUUGUCACAACCAUAAGAGGAACUCCUGGUUAUUUGGCCCCCGAGUGGCGAGGUGCAACAAUUACUGAAAAGGUCUAUGUGUACAGUUUUGGCGUGGUAAUUUUGGAGAUAAUGUGUGGGAGAAAAAUCUUGGAUCGCUCUCAAGAUGAAGAAGACAUGUAUUUACUGAGUUGUUUUAAGAGAAAGGCAGAAGAGGAACGAUUUCUGGACAUUGUCGACAAGUCUAGCGAUGACAUGCAACUAAAUGGACCGCAGGCAGUGAAUAUGAUGAGGAUUGCCGCAUGGUGCUUGCAAGGAGACUACACAAAAAGGCCUUCCAUGUCUAUGGUCAUCAAGGUGUUAGAGGGCAUUGUGGAAGUUCCGGAAGACUUGGAUUACAACUUCUCUGCUCAGGCUUCCACCAAUGGAGAAGCAAGAUUCAGACUGAUGGAUGUCAAAUUCAAUGAUACCACUACAUUAGUACCCUCAGUCCUAAGUGGUCCACGAUGA